Molecule: messenger RNA, 675 nt
Organism: Homalodisca vitripennis (glassy-winged sharpshooter)
Lineage: Eukaryota; Metazoa; Arthropoda; Insecta; Hemiptera; Cicadellidae
Product: dmX-like protein 2
Exons: 5
Coding region: 1-507 (168 amino acids)
Biological process (GO): vacuolar acidification
Cellular component (GO): RAVE complex
Source: RefSeq, a predicted model, not a curated record
AUGAUACAAUUCACAGAUUCUGCCACGCUCCCACCUAAAGGUAGGCACCAUGUCACCCAGGUAGCCACUGGCAUACUGACCACUGAUGAUACAAGUCGGGAUUCUGCCACCGCUCCACCUAAAGGCUCCAGUGCGGAGUGGUCGAGUAGUGCGGACCUGGACUGGUCCCAGCCAGUCUCCACCAAGGAUGAUGAGCUGGUGCUCAACUGGGAUGACGAUGAGAAGGAUGAUGAGGAGAAGGAGGAGGAGGAGCCGGCACUCGAGAUGAAGAUUGAUCAGGAGCCUGUUGAUGAGGUGGACGGUGAGACAGAGAAGGCUGUGGGCCAACUAGACAUCAUGGCUCAGCAGCUUAAAUUCGUGGCCUGCCUCAAGAUCCUGAUGGAGGAGCUGAGCACGCUGGCUACAGGGUACGAGGUGGACGGUGGCCAGCUGAGGUACCAGCUCUACCUGUGGCUGGAGCGAGAAGUGGAGGCUCUGAGGCAACUGUGUAACUACAGCCCCGGGUGAUGUGGACCCUCCUGACCCCACGUACGGACCCUGGAGACCCCAGUGAGUUAAGAGAUUUUCAACAAUACUCCCACCUUCAACAAAGAAAAACCCACCCUACACGAGAUCCUGAUGGCGGAAACGUCUGAGUUUGAAGCUAAAGUACAGAGGGCAGCCCGUAGGAAAAAG